Messenger RNA from Suillus clintonianus, 378 nucleotides. RefSeq lists its product as uncharacterized. The coding region runs from base 1 to 378 and encodes 125 amino acids. Gene Ontology annotation, cellular component: RNA polymerase I complex. Gene Ontology annotation, molecular function: DNA-directed RNA polymerase activity; nucleic acid binding; zinc ion binding. NCBI's taxonomy places the organism in Eukaryota, Fungi, Basidiomycota, Agaricomycetes, Boletales, Suillaceae. Gene Ontology annotation, biological process: DNA-templated transcription; termination of RNA polymerase I transcription. The transcript has 6 exons. The record is from RefSeq and is a predicted model, not a curated record.
AUGCCUACUCUCGCACAUAAAAUUGGUUCUCUGCUAUUUUGCCCUCAUUGCGGCACUCUACUCAGUCCUCCAAAAGACGACGAGCAAACAGUCAUAUGCGAACAAUGCAGCUAUGAGGAACCAGCAUCAUCUUAUGAGAAUAUUGAGAUAACUACUCGGUCACACCCUGAAGCAUUCCCUUCAGCGCUGAGACAGAAGCGUAAAACCCAAACGAAGGUUCAUCAGGGUAAAGUCUUACCCAAGGUGUCAGAAAAAUGCCCGUCUUGCGGACAUCUGGAAGCUUAUUACGAAGAGAAACAGAUGCGCAGUGCUGAUGAAGGUUCCACAAUUUUAUACACAUGUGUCUCUUGUAAACACGGUUGGCGUGUCAACAAUUAG